Molecule: messenger RNA, 829 nt
Organism: Ilex paraguariensis (yerba mate)
Lineage: Eukaryota; Viridiplantae; Streptophyta; Magnoliopsida; Aquifoliales; Aquifoliaceae
Source: the annotation of a GenBank genome assembly
AUGGGACCUUCAUCUGCCAAGUACCAGAGAAAGAAUUAUUUCAUCUUGGUUUUCAAGUUAAGGAACAAAGUAUGGCUCUUUUCAGGAAGUUUAACGAUGUAUCCUAAGGUGAAAGUGAGGGAACCAGAACGUGAUGAUGCAGCUAUUACCCUGCAAGAUGAUACCAAAUCCUUGUCUAUGUGGAAGGCACAUAGUCGCCCUGGCCCGGUCACUAUGACCCCCUUUGUGAGGAGCCACCCUUUCUCCCGAACCAACCCAGUGAAAGAUACUCAAAAUGAUUCUCCACCAUUGGUUGCCAGAAUUCCAGAAACUUAUGUCCCAAAGUUGGUGAUGCAACAAAUUCCUUUUGGUCCAAUGAAGAAAAUGAAGAACUGUAACCAAACAAGAGAAAUCCCAGCAGAUGACAUUGAACAGAAUGACAGAUCUAGCUCGGUUCCUCGUCCUCGUGCUGUUUUAUCUAGUCCUGACAAUGACAAGAUGGUUGGAAACAGAAACAAGUUAACUAGCAGAAGGCCUUCGACUUUGAAGAACCAUAAUUCUUCCUCCAAAGCCAGGAUUGUUUCUGACAUAUCCUGAUUGAGCUGAACUUUGUAACAGAGGACAUACUCGGUCCACAAGAUUUUUGUCAUUGCAAAGUCUAGGCCGGUUAGAUGAACAUCACUUUAUUACCCAAAAAAAAAAAACAGAGCUGAGAUGAACAGGGGAAAAACUCAAACAUUGGGGUAUUGUUUCAAAACUUGGUUGAUCAAUUCAUCUGAAGAAAUGUAAUGAGAUAACCCAGGUUGGAAUGGAGACUGUGAAGAGGUAGUUAUUCUUUGUGAAGUUGUUC